GGAACAAUCUUUGUUCCUUAGCUUCGACGGAUUAAAACGGUAUAUUGUAGCACACUAAUAACAUUGUAGUGACCGAAUGGUCGGGUGGUUUGCGAUUUUACUAGCAAGGGGUUCAUAUCAGUAUGUUUAUUGCAUAAAACAUCCGGGCUGACGUUGAUAACAACUUGUAUUUUUGGAGACGUCGCUGCUGGUAUUUCAUAACCACUUUCAGUAUAUGAGCGGCUGUCGGUUCAUCUUUGUUAGAUAUUAGCUAGCUGUCCAACGUAACUUGUAAAGCUUUUUUUGUUUGUUUGUUUGAAUUAUUUAUUGCAUAUAACUAUCCAGAUAACCCUAAUGGGUGUCAAUAAGACGUAUAUCAGUAUAGGCUAUGCCACUUUUGGCAUGAUAGUAGGGUUUUCGGCUUUUCUUGUGUGGAACAUUGCAUAUAAACAACCAUGGACGGCGGCUAUGGGCGGUUUGUCAGGUGUGCUGGCGCUCUGGGCUCUCAUCACCCAUGUCAUGUACCUGCAGGACUACUGGCGCACCUGGCUGAAGGGCCUGAAGUUCUUCCUCUUCAUCAGCGUCGUCUUCUCCCUGCUGGCCGUGGUGGCCUUCGCCACCUUCCUCUCCCUCGCCAUUACGAACAAGCAGAGCCUCACUGACCCCAGGAGCUACUACCUGUCUGGCGUUUGGAGCUUCCUGAGCCUGAAGUGGGCCUUCCUGCUGGGCCUCUACUCCCACCGCUACCGCCAGGAGUUCGCCGACAUCAGCAUCCUCAGCGACUUCUGAGCGCGCCCCCGUGGUCCGGGGCGGUUUCCGAGCAACCACGGGCGGGAGGCGUGGACCGAGAGGGGGGGCUAGGAGGGGACGGUGAAGGGAUGACGGUAGGAUGGGGCGAGGGGGAGGGGGCGUGGUCUCCCGUCCUCCUCCCCAGCUCCACCCUGACCCCACCCUCAUUCUGUCCAACGCCGGGGUCUGGAGUGAGACACAGCCCUGCUCUUCCUGCCUGCUCUGUCUA
Megalops cyprinoides (Indo-Pacific tarpon) is the source of this 997-nucleotide messenger RNA. RefSeq names its product solute carrier family 48 member 1a (gene slc48a1a). Gene Ontology annotation, molecular function: heme binding; heme transmembrane transporter activity. Lineage: Eukaryota; Metazoa; Chordata; Actinopteri; Elopiformes; Megalopidae. Gene Ontology annotation, biological process: heme transport. The transcript has 3 exons. Bases 334 to 768 code for a protein of 144 amino acids. Gene Ontology annotation, cellular component: plasma membrane; lysosomal membrane. The record is from RefSeq and is a predicted model, not a curated record.